AUGGUCGAUUGGGCGGGCGAUCUGUUCGCCGCCGACUCGAGCGGAGCCGCCGUGUGGGAAGGGCAAUCCAGAGUUUGCCUCAUCCACGAAGGAAGGGCACGAAGGAAGAGACCAAGAAUGGCGGCAUCGCGCAGAGGCCAGUCGCUGGGCCAGUCGCUGGGCCAGUCGCUGGGCUGGUGGACAUUGGGUUUGACAAGCGGGCGAAUGUGGCGUCGGGCGGUGUGUUUAGUUCGAGACAUGGCGGAGACACCAAAGAUCGCGGGCUUGGGCUGUCCCGCGAGAUCCAAAUCUUGGAACGAUCCAUGGAUACGAGUCGUCGAUGAUCAUAUAUCUGUCUCGAUGGAUGCACAGCGGAUGUCUGGAUGUAUGGAGGGAUCUCCCCAUCUAUCUCUCUAUCUUGCUCCGUGCCGACGUGGCAGCGCAGGGAGGGAAAGGCAAAACACAUCGACCUGGCCGUGA
Molecule: messenger RNA, 459 nt
Organism: Histoplasma capsulatum G186AR
Lineage: Eukaryota; Fungi; Ascomycota; Eurotiomycetes; Onygenales; Ajellomycetaceae
Exons: 1
Coding region: 1-459 (152 amino acids)
Source: RefSeq, a predicted model, not a curated record